AUGUGUGAGGCAGCGUAUGAUAAUUAUACAGAAAACCCUGAAGAAUUUAUGAAAUUUUUGGAGGAAUCAGAGAAGCCAUUGUACAAGGGAUGUCAACGUUACACAAAAUUGAGUGCACUUGUGAAAUUGUACAAUACCAAAGCAAGGCAUGGAAUGAGUGAUGCUCUAUUUUCAGAUCUACUAUUAGAUUUUGGAGAUAUGUUGCCAAAUAAUCACAAUCUAUCAUCCUCAAUGUAUAAUGUAAAAAAGACGUUGAGUUGCUUGGCGUUGACUCAUGAAAAGAUUCAUGCUUGUUCCAAUGAUUGCAUUCUUUAUAGGAAGCAAUAUAAAAACUGCACAAGCUGCCCUAAAUGUGGCUUGUCACGGUGGAAGCUAACCAAAAACAAGGUUGAGAAGAAAGGUGUUCCCGCUAAGGUGGUUUGGUAUUUCCCUCCCAUACCAAGAUUUAAGCGCAUGUUUAAAUCUUUAGAGACCUCAAGAAAUUUAACAUGGCAUGCAGAUUCUACAAGAGUUGUUGGUCAAUUACGUCAUCCAGUUGAUUCACCAUCGUGGAAGUUAGUGGAUCAUAUGUGGCCCGACUUUGAAAGUGAGCCAAGAAAUCUUCGUCUAGCGCUUGCAGCUGAUGGCAUUAAUCCUCAUAGCAAUCUUAGUAGUCGGUAUAGCUGUUGGCCAAUCAUGUUGGUCAAUUAUAAUUUACCUCCAAAUAUGUGCAUGAAGAGGAAAUACAUCAUGCUAACUAUGCUCAUUUCAGGGCCUAAACAACCUGGAAACGAUAUUGAUGUCUAUCUGGAGGUGUUAGUUGAAGAUUUGCAACGAUUGCAAAUGAAGGAGUUUAAUAGCAUGGAGGAACUUGGAGAAGCAGCUAGAUCAUUAUCUGGGAUUAAGUUGUUUGACAAACUUUCUGACAUAAGGUGUGAAUUUGGAAAGAAGAUAAGUGUGAGAGGGAAAAAAAAGAAUGCAAAGGCUAAUAAGUUGGAAGUCACUAUAGAAGAAAAAGAUUUAGAAGCAACAAAUUUCAGAAAAUGUUGGAAGAAGAAGUCAAUCUUUUUUAAUAUUCCUUACUGGAAACACUUGCAUGUAAGACAUUGUCUUGAUGUUAUGCACAUCGAGAAAAAUGUAUUUGAAUCCCUCAUUAAUACUUUGAUGAAUGUUAAAGGAAAAACCAAGGAUAAUGUGGCAGCUAGGUUGGACAUGGUUGAGAUGGGAAUUAGGCCUGAAUUAACACCUAUAGUUGGGGAGAAGAGAACAUAUCUUCCUUUUGCUGCGUGCUCAUUCACAAAAAAAGAAAAGUUACAAGUGUGCAAGUCAUUAAAGGAUAUAAAAGUUCCAGAAGGUUUCUCUUUAAACAUGAAUAAUAUUGUGUGCAUGGAUCAGUUGAAGUUGACUUGCUUAAAAUCCCAUGAUUGCCAUGUUUUAAUGCAGCAUUUCUUGCCAAUAGUCAUACGUGAUGCGCUACCAAAACAUGUUAGAUAUGCCAUCAUAAGAUUAUGUUUUUUCUUUAAAGAUAUUUGUUGUAAAGUUAUAGAUGUAGCCAAGUUAGAUAAGCUGCAAUCUGACUUGGUUGUUACACUAUGCUUAUUGGAGCAAUAUUUCCCCCCGUCUUUCUUCGAUAUCAUGCUUCACUUAACUGUCCAUCUUGUUCGAGAAGUUCGAUUAUGUGGACCAGUUUACUUUAGAUGGAUGUAUCCAUUUGAAAGAUGCAUGAAGGUGCUUAAGAGUUAUGUAGGCAGUCGAAAACAUCCUGACGGUUGCAUUGUUCAGAGAUAUUUAGCAGAAGAAGCAAUUGAGUUUUGUUCAGAAUACCUCAAUGAUGUUGAUCCUAUUGGAGUUCCUCAAUCAAUUCGAGAUUCGAAAGCAAAUGGUUCUGGCUUGCAAGCAUGCAACACACCAAUUAUAGUGCAACAAGUUGAUCUUGAACAUAAAACUUUUUUGAAAUCAAUGUUUCCCAAAAAAGAGAAAGAUGAAAGGUGGAUACAAGAUGCUCACAACAAGAGGUUUAUUGAUUGGUUUCGUGCAAAGGUGGCUGCUGAAAUUGACAGUUGCAAUGGUGGAACAACAUCAUCAUUAACAUGGUUGGCCCAUGGAUCGCGUGCACAAAUCAUUAAGUAUAAUAGUUAUGUGAUAAAUGGCAAUUUAUACCAAACAAAGGCGCGAGAUGAUGACAGAGUUUGCCAAAACAGUGGGGUUUCUUUAGUUGCCAACACCAUGCUUGUAUGUAGUGCUAAAGAUAAGAAUCCCUUGCUAGCUGAUGUGUCUUUCUAUGGAGUAAUUGAAGAAAUAUGGGAAUUAGACUAUCAUCAAUUUCACGUUCCUCUUUUCAAAUGCGCGUGGGUUGCAAAUGACAAAGGAAUAAUCAACAAUGAUGAAUGUGGCUUCACAUUAGUCAACUUGAACAAACGAGGACACAAGAAUGACAAAUUUGUGCUUGCAAGUCAAGUCAACCAAGUCUUUUAUAUUGAUGACCCAUUAAAAAAGGGGUGGUCAAUUGUGCUCCCAGUUCCAAAUAGAUGUUAUGAGGGAGAUGCUGAUGAUGAUGGGAGCAGUAUUCCUGAUUCUAGACCAAUUGAUGAUGUUGAUACUCAUUGCAUUCCUGCUCAUGAAAGAUAUUUUAGAUCAGAAAUUGAGGGUGUUUGGGUCACAAAAAAGAAAAAAUGA
Messenger RNA from Zingiber officinale, 2655 nucleotides. RefSeq lists its product as uncharacterized. Lineage: Eukaryota; Viridiplantae; Streptophyta; Magnoliopsida; Zingiberales; Zingiberaceae. The coding region runs from base 1 to 2655 and encodes 884 amino acids. The record is from RefSeq and is a predicted model, not a curated record. The transcript has 4 exons.